Danaus chrysippus (African queen) is the source of this 312-nucleotide messenger RNA. The record is from the annotation of a GenBank genome assembly. Lineage: Eukaryota; Metazoa; Arthropoda; Insecta; Lepidoptera; Nymphalidae.
AUGGUCAUAGCAAGGAGAGGAGACGUGACACAUUCAGGACGAGUAGAGACCUACCGAGGAGAAGACAUACACAGACGUGAGCUUAGAAUGAGGAGGAGAUAUGAUGAUGCUGUGAAUACGGUCUGGAGCCGCAGGUGCAGGACACCUCCAAGGACCUGUACUGGUUCUGAUCCGCUCGAGCCUCCUCCACACACGCGCGGAGCUACAGCUGUGAUACACGCUGACCGACCAGCACACGUGACCCCCGCACACUCACACGGAACAGGGGGAGAGGGGUCACCAGCACACCACACCGUUGGAUGUGAUCUGUGA